AUGACUACCGAACGAAGAAACUUCACGUCAUCCCUCUCCUUUGCCAAAAAGCACUCGAGUGGCGAUGCUUCCGGGACGCACACACCUACCUCCACCAAACUCAAGAACUUCUUCCGUAUCAACAGCAGUGGUAGCCAGACUUCGUUAGGCGCCGACGGCCUCCCUACACCAAAAACCGAGAGCAAGCCUAAGCAACCUAGAUUCUUGGCAGGUUUGGGCAGGAAUCGCUCGACAACGGUCGCCAGCGAAGGUAACGCUCUUGACGAUGCGGUUUCUCCAACCGCACAUGCCAACCCAUACUUCGCUCACCAGGGCCCUCCCGUGUUGAGACACCACAACGAAGGCAGCGUACCGCCGUCUCCACCGGAUACUCCGAAGAUCAAUGUCAAUGGUGCCAGUCCGACAAGUGAACGAGCGGUUACCGCUGGGAAGGAAGAGCUGGCGAGGAAACUGAGAAGAGUGGCAUCGGCACCCAACGCGCAAGGCAUGUUUAGCAGUUCAAAACCUCCGGAUGAGCGCCCUGGCAGCGCUCAACUUGGAAAAGAGCCAGUUAUUGUCGAAACUGGGUCUCAGCCAAAGUUGAGCAUGGUAGGCACGGAAAAAUCGGCAACUUCCAUGCCAGAUAGCACAUCCAAGAUACCAACACCCGGUCAGAUCAGACAAUCGGUCGCCUUCCGUCGGACAUACAGCUCCAACUCUAUCAAAGUCAGGAACGUCGAAGUGGGGCCCGGAAGUUUCGAUAAAAUCAAGCUCAUUGGCAAGGGCGAUGUUGGCAAGGUGUACUUGGUGAGAGAAAAGAAGUCCAACAGACUCUACGCCAUGAAGGUAUUGAGCAAGAAAGAGAUGAUCAAGAGGAACAAGAUCAAGAGAGCUCUCGCCGAGCAGGAAAUUUUGGCCACCAGUAAUCACCCUUUUAUCGUUACCUUGUACCACUCAUUCCAGUCAGAAGAUCACCUUUAUCUCUGCAUGGAAUACUGCAGCGGAGGUGAAUUCUUUCGAGCUUUGCAAACGAGGCCCAACAAGUGUGUGGGAGAAGAGGACGCUCGUUUCUAUGCGGCAGAAGUAACGGCCGCUUUGGAGUACUUGCACCUAAUGGGCUUUAUAUACCGCGAUCUGAAGCCUGAGAAUAUUCUUCUACAUCAAUCUGGCCAUAUCAUGUUGUCCGAUUUCGACCUAUCGAAACAGUCCGACAGUGGCGGUGCGCCGACCAUGAUUCUCGGCGUCCGCAACGGCACCAACACGUCUGGAUAUCCUCUGGUUGACACCAAGUCGUGUAUUGCAGAUUUCCGAACGAACUCAUUCGUUGGUACCGAGGAGUACAUAGCACCAGAGGUGAUCAAGGGUAAUGGUCACACCAGCGCUGUCGAUUGGUGGACUCUUGGUAUACUAAUCUACGAGAUGUUAUUCGGCACAACACCAUUCAAGGGCAAGAAUCGUAAUGCGACUUUUGCCAAUAUCUUGAGAGAUGAGGUACCGUUUCCCGAGCACUCGGGAUCCAACCAAGUAUCAAACUUGUGCAAGUCAGUCAUCCGCAAGUUACUCAUCAAGGAUGAGAUGAAGCGACUAGGGUCUAGAGCUGGCGCCUCGGAUGUCAAGAGCCAUGCUUUCUUCAAACCCAUCACGUGGGCGCUCUUGCGUCACAUGAAGCCCCCGAUGAUUCCGCAUCAAGGGCGCGCAAUCGACACUGUCAACUUCAGAACUGUCAAAGACAGCGGUAGUGUUGAUCUCGGAGGCAAUGGACCGGCGGGUAAGUUGAGAGGAGUGCCUCUGGACUCUGGCAUGGCUACUCCUGGUGGAGAAAUUCCCGAUCCUUUCCUCGAGUUCAACAGCGUGACCCUCCACCAUGACGAAGACUUGACGAUGCAUGAUGGCCGUUGA
Messenger RNA from Cyphellophora europaea CBS 101466, 1878 nucleotides. RefSeq names its product serine/threonine-protein kinase nrc-2. Gene Ontology annotation, biological process: protein phosphorylation. NCBI's taxonomy places the organism in Eukaryota, Fungi, Ascomycota, Eurotiomycetes, Chaetothyriales, Cyphellophoraceae. The transcript is spliced from 3 exons. The coding region runs from base 1 to 1878 and encodes 625 amino acids. Gene Ontology annotation, molecular function: ATP binding; protein serine/threonine kinase activity. Gene Ontology annotation, cellular component: plasma membrane; nucleus; cytoplasm. The record is from RefSeq and is a predicted model, not a curated record.